Fusarium fujikuroi IMI 58289 is the source of this 1599-nucleotide messenger RNA. Its product is annotated as related to HOL1 protein. Gene Ontology annotation, molecular function: transmembrane transporter activity. Gene Ontology annotation, biological process: transmembrane transport. NCBI's taxonomy places the organism in Eukaryota, Fungi, Ascomycota, Sordariomycetes, Hypocreales, Nectriaceae. The record is from RefSeq and is a predicted model, not a curated record. The transcript has 5 exons. The coding region runs from base 1 to 1599 and encodes 532 amino acids.
AUGGUCUCCUUCAAAGAAGCCUUUGGCCUGUCCUCGCUUGAAGUCGAGGUUGCGACGCCUCCUGGCACAGUCCAGAUUCACAGGGAGCAGGAAGAUGCAGGCCAUGUGGUUGUUAGCGGCCAUAUGACGGAUGAUCCUCGAGAUCCCCUCAAUUUACCGACAUGGCAUAAAAUCGCUGCUCUGUGCGUUGCCUCGCUGUAUGGCUUCGUCGCGAAUUACACAAGCGGUGUCAUCGCGCCUGCUUUUAACCUAUGGCCCAUGUUCUUUCCGAAGGAUCCGAGAACGAUCUCUGAACUCACCAAGUUGAUUGCUGUCAACAUUCUCUUCAUCGGCGCGGCUAAUAUCUGGUGGGUUCCCUUGUCCAACUGGAUGGGCCGACGACCUGUCCUCAUCAUCGCCACGGCAAUUCUCACGUUUUGCACUCUUUGGUGUGCGCUUGCAACGUCGUAUGAGUCCCUCCUUGUUGCUCGCAUCUUCCAGGGUAUUGGAGGUGCGGCUGCAGACACUGUUGCCCCCGCUCUUAUUGGAGAUAUGUUCCCUAUCCAUCAGCGUGGACGAGCCAUGGCCGUCUACACCAUCAUGCUCGUCGUCGGGCCUCUCACAGGUGGCAUCACAGGAGGAUACAUCGUCUACCAACAGGGCUGGAAGCCCAUCUUCUGGGUCUGUCUCGCCCUCUCCGCGACUUGCCUCGUCGGCGCCAUCUUCUUCGUCCCCGAGACCCUGUAUAUACGAAGCGCACCCGUCGAAGGCGUCACGGACCCCGAGACCGAGAAGAAUGCCCAGUUUGGCAAGAACGAGCACGUCGAGGAUAAGCAGUCCGUCACCGGGGGUGAACAGCACAUCACGUACUCGGCCUACGGCUACGUCCAGUCUUUGGGCUUCAGCAAGCCUCGGGGAAGUCUGCUGAAGCAGUUCAUCCAGCCCUGGAAGACUCUCGCUUUCCCUGGUACUUGGGUGGUGAUGCUUCACUAUGCUGGGCUUGUUGGUGGUAUCGUCACUAUUUCGACCAUUGGACCUCAGAUUAUGGCGAGCCCGCCUUAUCUUUGGAAGGCUAAUGCUGGCCUGAUCAACAUUGGUGCUGUCAUUGGCGGCGUGAUCGGUUAUGUGUACACGCACAUGCUUGCUGAUGGCAGACUUGUAAAGAAGGCCAGCAAGACACGAAACGGUGUGGCCGAGUCUGAAGACCGAUUGCCAACUCUCUUCUUCCCUCUAUUUAUCGCAACUUGUGGCUUUUUGGUGUUUGGAUUCUGCGCCAAGAACCCUGGAGGACAUACCUGGGUUGGACUCCAAGUUGGCUAUGGCAUGGUCAGUUUUGGUCUGAUGCAGGUUCCAUCUGUUGGCUUCAACUACUUGAUCGACUCUUAUCACUCCCUGGCAGCAGAUUGCUUCACCAUGGUCACGAUCCUGCGUUCUAUUAUCGCAUUUGCUUGGACGUUCUUUGUAGCUGACUGGGUUCAAAAGAGCGGAGCUGCAGAGCCCUUUGGAAUCUUUGGAAUGCUGAUGGGUAUCUUUUCUCUGAUGACUGUUCCUCUUUGGAUGUAUGGAAAGCGUAUGAGGAUUGCUACGGCAGAACAGGUUCUUCGAUGGCAGGGCUACUAG